CCGCCAAAGAAAUUAAGUUACGUUACGACUCGGAUAAAUAUUUCCGUAUUUCUGGAAUCGUCGAAUUUAUUUAUUUAUUUGACGAGAACGAGUGGAAAUUUCUAAAGUAUGAUUUAUUGAAAGAAUCUGCCAAGUGUCCUUAUUCUUAUUAAUUAUUGGCAUCUGUAUUUAAUCUGAGCUAAAUAUGCCUGGACCAGAGAAUGCUAUUUACAUUGUUGUGGGUGAAAUGAGUAUGGUGAUGACAGCAAUGAGGAGGACUAGUCGUUGGUCGUCACACAGUCAUCAGGAAGAAGAACAAGAUUCUCUGCUUCGAAAUAUGUCAAAUUUAAAAGAAAUCUUAAAUCAUAUCAAUGAUUUAUCUGAUUUGGAACCAACGGUUUUUCUUUCACCUUUUCUUGAUGUAAUAAGAUCAGAAAAUAUUCCUGCUCCUAUAACUGGACAUGCACUAUCUGCAAUUCAUAAAUUUCUUUCUUAUGGAUUAGUUGAUUCUAAAUAUGAAUCAGCUGCAGUUGCUGUAGAAAAUAUUGCUGAUGCUGUAACUCAUGCUAGAUUUGUUGGCACUGAUCAAGGAACGGAUGAAAUUGUUUUGAUGAAAAUAUUGCAAGUGCUUCGAAUGUUGCUUCUAACACCUGUUGGAAUGUUGUUAUCUGAUGAUUCUGUUUGUGAAAUAAUGCAGUCCUGUUUUCGUUUAUGUUUUGAAACUAGGCUAAGUGAACUACUGCGAAAAUCUGCAGAACAUUCUUUAAUUGAUAUGGUACAGCUACUCUUUUCAAGACUUCCUCAAUUUUCAGAAGAUAAUAAAUGGAUAGCUACUAGAAAAUUACAUAUGAAGGCAAUUGGGAUUGAUUCUUCUAGAAAUAGCUAUAGAAGAAGAUUGCACAUCAAGCAUAAGAAAAUUAAUCAGACUAAUAAACUUGAUACAACUGUUCAAAAUCCAUCUUCCAAUGUUACAAAUUCAGAUGAUAGUGGUUGUGUUUCAUCUAUAUCUUCACCUGAAACAUUUUCAGAUCAAAAAAUAAGUAAUGAAAGUUUUGAGCAAGAUAUUCAAAAUUAUCAAGAAAGUUCUUCACAAGAAGAAACACUUGAAAAUAAGUGUAAUGCUGCCGAUUCACAAUGUAAUAUUGACAGAAGUAAAAGAGAAAUUUCUUUAUAUAUGCAUGAUGAUGAUGCCAACAGGAAAAGCAGUUUAUCUCAGUUACAUAUGAAGGCAAUUGGGAUUGAUUCUUCUAGAAAUAGCUAUAGAAGAAGAUUGCACAUCAAGCAUAAGAAAAUUAAUCAGACUAAUAAACUUGAUACAACUGUUCAAAAUCCAUCUUCCAAUGUUACAAAUUCAGAUGAUAGUGGUUGUGUUUCAUCUAUAUCUUCACCUGAAACAUUUUCAGAUCAAAAAAUAAGUAAUGAAAGUUUUGAGCAAGAUAUUCAAAAUUAUCAAGAAAGUUCUUCACAAGAAGAAACACUUGAAAAUAAGUGUAAUGCUGCCGAUUCACAAUGUAAUAUUGACAGAAGUAAAAGAGAAAUUUCUUUAUAUAUGCAUGAUGAUGAUGCCAACAGGAAAAGCAGUUUAUCUCAGUCAGAAACAUCGGAAAAUACAGUUUUUGAAAAAGAAUGUGACAUUUCUCAACAAUCAGAGAAUCAAGAAAUAAAAAAUGAAAGUAAUAGUAUAACUGAAAUUUAUGAUCUUAACAUCAAAAGUGACAAUAACAGAACUAACAGUCAUAGAGACAGCGAAUAUGUUAAUCCACAUGGUGUACGUUUUACUGCUCAACAAAUACCACAAGAAGGUUCCGGUCCUCUUAUACCAUACGGUCUGCCUUGCGUAAGAGAAUUAUUUAGAUUUUUAGUCACAUUAAUAAAUCCAAUUGAACGACAUAACACGGAGGCAAAUUUUCACAUUGGUUUAAGCCUCCUAACAGUUGCUCUUGAAGCUGGUGCCAAUCAAAUAGACAACUUCAAUUCUCUACUUACUCUAAUCAAAGAUGAUAUGUGUCGAAAUCUGUUUUCCUUACUCUUAACAGAGAAAUUAUCAAUUUUUGCUGCCGUACUUAGAGUGUGUUUUUUAUUAUUUGAAUCAUUAAGAACACAUAUCAAAUUCCAAUUAGAAAUGUAUUUAACUCGAUUAAUUGAAAUAAUAAUAUCGGAAUCGUCAAAAGUUCCAUACGAACAGAGAGAGAUAGCCUUAGAUUCCAUAUCUCAAUUAUGGCACAUUCCUGGUUUGGUAACAGAAUUGUAUUUAAAUUUUGAUUGCAGUCUGUAUUGUUCUAAUCUAUUUGAAGACUUGACUAAACUUUUAUCAAAGAAUGCCUUUCCGGUCUCGGGACUGUAUUCGACGCAUCUCCUGUCCCUAGAUGCAUUAUUAGCAGUUGUCGAUAGUAUUGAAAGUCAUUGUCAUUUUCGUAUUUUAAAUGGAAGUCAGUUGGAAAUUGAAAUUAAAAAAAAUACUAAAAAUACGUAUCAGGAAAUUGAAAGCAGACAAGAUGAAAAAGAAAAUGAAGAUUUACCAAUUACAACAAAUCAUUCUGGGUACUUGUUGGGACAGUUAGCCAUUUCUGGAAAAUUAAAUAAAUCGACCAAAUUAAAAGGAACCAAGAUGGAUUUUCAGUUUAGUUGUGGCAGAAGAAAAUUGGCAAAUGACAUUCCGAACCGUAAAGAAAUUACUGACAUCAAGAAUAAAAAAAAGCUUUUAGCUGUAGGGACAGAACAGUUUAAUAAUCAACCAAGUAAAGGUAUUACCUUUCUUCAAGAGCAUGGCUUGCUUAAGGAUCCUUUAAAUCCUUCAGAAGUAGCUUUGUUCUUAAGAGAUAAUCCACAACUAGAUAAGAGAAUGAUUGGUGAAUAUCUUAGUAAUAGAAAGAAUCUAAAAGUUCUUGAAGCAUUUGUCAGAUCGUUUACUUUUGAAGAUCUUCGUAUUGAUGAAGCUUUGAGGCAAUAUUUAGAAACCUUCAGACUUCCAGGAGAAGCUCCUUUGAUCUCAUUAUUAUUAGAGCAUUUUGCUGAACACUGGCAUAAAAGCAAUUCAGAACCUUUUCAUAAUAACGAUGCAGCUUUUACAUUAGCAUAUGCUAUUAUUAUGUUGAAUGUAGAUCAGCACAAUCAUAAUGUUAAAAAACAAAAUAAUCCUAUGACAGUUGAGGAAUUCAAGAAAAAUUUAAAAGGAGUUAAUGGAGGACAAGAUUUUGAUGAUGAAAUGUUGGAAGAAAUAUAUGUAUCCAUAAGGAAUGAAGAGAUAGUGAUGCCAGCAGAACAAAGUGGUCUUGUUCGAGAAAACUAUUUAUGGAAGGUUUUACUAAGAAGAGGAUCUGGAAAAGAAGGAUCGUUUAUACAUACUCCAGAUGGAGUUUUUGAUCAUGAUUUAUUUUCUCUUAUUUGGGGUCCCACAGUUGCAGCAUUAUCGUAUGUUUUUGACAAAAGUACCGAAGCUACUAUAAUACAAAAGUCAAUCUCGGGUUUUCGAAAAUGUGCUAUGAUUUCUGCACAUUAUGGAAUGAGUGACGUUUUUGAUAAUUUGGUCAUUUCUCUUUGCAAAUUUACUACUUUAUUAUCUUCUGAGUCUUCAGAACAUUUCUCCAUUGUAUUUGGAAGUAAUAGUAAAGCACUGCUAGCAUGCCGAACCUUAUUUAAUUUGGCCCAUCGUCAUGGAGACAUCUUAAGAGAAGGAUGGAAAAAUUUAUUAGAUUGUGUUCUUCAGUUAUAUCGCAUGAAAUUAUUGCCUAUGGAAAUGAUGGAAGCAGAAGAUUUUGUUAAUCCAAAUGGAAUCAUUUCAUUAAUUCAAGAAGAAACUAAUACUAUUCAACGUUCUGAAUCUGGUCUCUUGAGUUCAUUUUAUUCUUAUAUCACACAAACUGCAGAUAAUCAGGUUCAAAGAGGACCGACUCCGGAAGAUGAAGCAGCAAAACAAUCAGCUCAAAACUGUAUAAAUGAUUGUCAUCCCGAACAAUUAAUCACUGAGAGCAAGUUUUUAAGAGUAGACUCUCUACAAGAAUUAGUAAAA
Molecule: messenger RNA, 3988 nt
Organism: Centruroides sculpturatus (bark scorpion)
Lineage: Eukaryota; Metazoa; Arthropoda; Arachnida; Scorpiones; Buthidae
Product: Golgi-specific brefeldin A-resistance guanine nucleotide exchange factor 1-like
Exons: 22
Biological process (GO): regulation of ARF protein signal transduction
Molecular function (GO): guanyl-nucleotide exchange factor activity
Source: RefSeq, a predicted model, not a curated record